UGACAGUCAAGCAAAAUAAAUCUUACUUCUUCGGUGCAGUAGAUAAUCACUUCAUUAAAAUUUUGAAGACGACCAGUUAUAGCUCAUUUCUUUGAAAUUUAUAAAAAUGCCACGCGACAAUCCAUUAGGAUAAAAAACAGAUAAAUAGAGGACAACCCAAGUUAACAAACUGGAUUUUACAGCAGAAGCAGUUAAAUAGACCGGAUUUUUGGAACUUACAGUACAUGGUACUGUAACGACUUGGAACGAAAAAGGACUCUUCUCUUUUUUAAGUAAUGCAAGCAGCAGUGAUGGAGGAAUUAAACGUAGAAACCGUUGAACAACCAAUCACCAACAACCAACAAGAACUGGCCCAGCUCGAGCAGCCAUCAUCACCCACAUCUGUCGCCACGCCGACAAGCACCAACAGCGGUAAUACCAGCAAUGCAACACCAUCAUUUAGUUAUGAUGACCUAUUUCCGGCAUUGCCAGCGAAUACCGCCGCUCCACUUAGCAGUAAUGCUGCUCCACCAUGUGUGCGAGUGACCACCACGCAAAAAACUCAGGUGUUGCAUGUUACUGGCGAGGACCGAAAAACCACUGAAUCGGACAAAUUCGGUGAAGGGGAAUCAAGGCGUAUCUGUCAGCAAAUUUCAAAGGACACGGGGGCUCAAAUUGAGAUUGCUAGUGGCAAGAAUCAAUCUCUAACCUUCCUAAUCAAGGGCAAACAAAGUGAAAUCUUAGAUGCGCGCCGUCGUAUUCUAAUGCAUUUCUCUACGCAGGCUAGCAGACAGGUGUCAAUACCGAAAGAGCAUCAUCGUGUUGUUCUUGGUAAGCGCGGUGAGCGUUUGCGUGAAUUGGAGCGUGUAACCGCUACACGUAUAAAUAUUCCCUCUCAAACGGAGGAGAGUGACGUGAUUACAAUUUUGGGUACUAAAGAGGGUAUUGAAAAGGCCGAACAAGAGAUCCGCCAAUUGUCGGCUGAACAAUAUAAGAAGUGCUCAGAUCGCACCUCGGUACCAAAAGUGUAUCAUCCGUUUAUUGUGGGUCCUAACAAUGAAAAUCUCACCAAGUUAAUGGAAGAGACCGGUGCGAAGAUCAAUGUGCCACCACAAUCGGUGCAAAAGGAUGAGAUUGUUAUUUCGGGUGAGAAGGACGCUGUAGCCAAUGCUAAAGCAAAAGUGGAAGCCAUUUAUAAGGAAAUGGAAAAGAAAUGCUCCACUGUUAGCGUUGAAGUGGCUAAGUCACAACACCGGUACGUUAUCGGUCCGAAAGGUUCAACGUUGGCGGAUAUUCUUCGCAUCACUGGAGUUUCAGUUGAAAUGCCCCCUACGGAUUCUCCAUUAGAAACAAUAACAUUACGUGGACCACAAGUGGCUUUGGGUAACGCGUUGACCGUUGUUUACCAAAAGGCAAAUUCGGUGAAAUCGAUUGAAAUCGAAGCACCCAAUUGGACACACAAAUAUGUAAUCGGUCGCAAAGGUGCCAAUAUGCGUCAGUUGGAAGAGGAAUGCCCCAACGUGAAUGUUUUUUGUCUGGAUGAUAAAAUCAAACUAGAGGGCGAUCCAGAACGUGUUGACCAGGCGACCACAUAUAUCAAUGACAUUGUGCGUAAUUACUUAGACCACUAUACGUUUGUGGUGAUGACCGUUAACCCAUCCUACUACAAGCAUAUCAUUGGCAAAGCUGGCGCAAAUGUGAACCGUUUAAAGGACGAACUGAAAGUGAACAUAAAUAUUGAGGAGCGUGAAGGUCAGAAUAACAUACGUAUUGAGGGUCCCAAGGAUGGUGUUCAACAAGCUCAGCUUGAAUUACAAGAAAAAAUCGACAAACUGGAAAAUGAAAAGUCAAAGGAUGUUAUCAUCGAUCGCCGUUUACAUCGUUCGAUCAUUGGUGCCAAGGGUGAGAAGAUACGUGAAAUCAAGGAUCGUUAUCGUCAAGUCACUAUCACCAUACCAAGUCCUCAAGAAAAUACCGAUAUUGUUAAGCUACGUGGUCCUAAAGAGGAUGUCGACAAGUGCCACAAAGAUUUGCUGAAACUCGUUAAGGAAAUUCAGGAAUCUUCACACAUCAUUGAAGUACCCAUCUUUAAACAGUUCCACAAGUUUGUCAUUGGCAAGGGCGGCGCUAAUAUUAAGAAAAUACGUGACGAAACUCAAACGAAAAUCGAUUUGCCAGCGGAGGGCGACACAAAUGAAGUGAUUGUUAUCACAGGAAAGAAGGAAAAUGUUCUCGAAGCCAAGGAACGUAUUCAAAAGAUCCAAAAUGAGCUGUCCGAUAUCGUUACGGAAGAAGUCCAAAUUGCGCCAAAAUUCUAUAAUUCUAUCAUUGGAACAGGCGGUAAAUUGAUUUCAGCAAUAAUGGAGGAAUGUGGCGGCGUUUCGAUCAAGUUCCCCACCAGCGACUCGAAAAGUGAUAAGGUUACUAUUCGAGGCCCUAAAGACGAUGUGGAAAAGGCCAAGGCACAAUUGCUUGAGCUUGCCAACGAACGUCAACUAGCUUCAUUCACCGCUGAAGUGCGUGCCAAACAGCAGCAUCAUAAAUUCCUAAUCGGUAAAAAUGGCGCUUCCAUACGCAAAAUUCGUGAUGCCACCGGUGCACGCAUUAUUUUCCCUUCUAAUGAGGAUGAAGAUAAGGAGGUUAUUAUAAUUAUCGGCAAAGAGGAUAGUGUGAAAGCUGCCAAAGAGCAAUUGGAAGCCAUUAUUAAAGAUAUUGAUCAAGUUACCGAAGGAGAGAUUUCUGUGGAUCCCAAGUACCAUAAGCAUUUUGUUGCAAAACGUGGAGAAAUCUUACAUCGCAUAUCCGAAGAGAAUGGCGGUGUCAUGAUUUCAUUCCCACGACCUGGUGUCGAUUCGGACAAGGUUACAUUGAAGGGUCCCAAGGAUUGUAUUGAGGCAGCGAAGCAACGCAUUGCCGAAAUAGCUGCCGACUUAGAGGCGCAGGUCACCAUUGAGGUAGUCAUUCCACAGCGACUACAUCGCACCAUAAUGGGUGCGCGCGGCUUCAAAGUACAACAAGUGACAUCCGAACAUGAUGUACAAAUUAAAUUCCCCGAUCGCGAUGCUACCAAUCCCGUUGAGGGCUUGGUAAAUGGCACCAACGGUAAUGGUGAAGGAGGUGAUGAAAAUGCCGAACCUGUGCGCGAAUGUGAUAUCAUCCGCAUAACGGGUCGCAUCGAAAAAUGUGAAGCUGCCAAGCAGGCUCUGAUUGAUUUAAUACCGAUUGUUAAGGAACUCGAGGUGCCCUACGACCUUCAUCGCACAAUCAUCGGUCCCAAAGGUGCCAAUGUUCGCCAAUUUAUGUCCACAUAUGAUGUGCACAUUGAAUUGCCGCCCAGCGAAACAAAGUCUGAUCUGAUAAAACUUAGCGGUACACCGGCGCACGUAGAGGAAGCCAAGGCAGCUUUAGACAAAAUGAUUGAGGAAUACGAAGCGGAUCGUGCGGAUCGUGAGCUCCGCUCUUACGAGUUGAAAAUCGAUGUUGAUACCCAAUAUCAUUCGAAAUUAAUUGGUCGACGUGGUGCUGUCAUCAAUAAGUUGCGCGCCGAUCACGAUGUUCAAAUUUCGCUGCCAAAACGUACUGAUCCCGACCCAAGGAUUAUUACAAUUACCGGCUACAAAGCCAACACCGAGGCCGCGCGCGAUGCCAUUAUGGAAAUUGUAGGUGACUUACAGGAUUUGUAUCGUGAGGUCAUCGAAGUGGAUUCGCGCAUACAUUCGCACAUAAUUGGCCAACGCGGUCGCACCAUUCGCAAGAUUAUUGAAGAUUAUAAGGUUGACAUCAAGUUUGCCUCUUCUGACGAUGCUCAAACUAACCCCAAUGGAGUAACAAUUAUCGGCAAAGAAGAGGAUGUCGAAAAUGCUAAAGAAGUUAUCCUUAAUAUGGCUGAAGACUACACAAACGAGUACUUGGACAAUUUGCCACCAUCGCCACAACCUCAGACUGUGGCGGCCUUCCUACCUGGUGGCAAUGAAAACGGUUUUGUCAUGAAAGAUGCACCGUGGGAAAAAUCCAACGACAAGCAAGGCAAGAGCUCUGCUCCUAAUACUCAGUCACAGGAAGACUUUCCAGAUUUCGCAGCUGGAGGGCCUGUACCAGUGGCUACCCCCUUAACAUCAGCAUGGGGUCCGAAAAACUAAAUGAGAAAGUAAAAUCCAAACCGAAACUAGUAACAAAAAAAUAAGUAUAUAAAAAGCCGACAAAAAAACAGUAAAAUUGCAAACGCAUCAAAACAAACUAAAAACAUGAAAAGAAAAGCCAACGGUAAAAAGUCUUGAAGGAUAAACAUAAAACAUCUAGAACAUAUUGGAGCACGUACACACACAAACACACACACACACACACACACACACACACAUAUAUAUAUAUAUAUAUAUGUAUAUAUAUAUAUAUAUAUGUGUGUGUAUGUGUGAGUGUUUAAACAAAGGUUGUCCAUAGCGUUUUUGUUCUAAAAUGAAUUAUAUAUUAUAAUUUUGCAUAUUCGUUCUAGAGUCUCUAGAAAUGAAACACUAAAUACUGAUGUAGGAAACUACAUGCCACAUAAAAGACAGCAACGAAAACAACAAAUGUAUCAAUGAGAAUAUUCAAUAUGCCUGAUAUUUGUAACUAUGUGCAGAUCAAAACCCAUUUAAUAUGUGAUGUGUACAACAAUUUGUUGGCACAUGUAUAUUUACAACAAAUAACGAUAGACAAAAGGUGAUGUUUGAAAGUACUUGAUUUGUAUGUUCUUAUCAUCAGUUAAUUUUGAUUCGUAUUCAAUAGCUUAUACAGUGAACGUGUUAUCUCAAUUAAUACAUAUGUAUGAGAAUACUUGGUCGUAAAUGUUUUAUCAUGGUUUAAUUAAUUUAUUACGCCUGUUAGUCUACUGAGAGCUAACCACUGAAACGGACAUUUUUACAUUUAUUUAUUUUCUUUUUCGAAAUGGGUUAUAUAUGGGGUUGUCCUGUUUUUGUUUUUUCAAUCGCCUUGUUAUUGUACGUUUUCCAUCCAAGACGCCAGCAUGCCUAUCAGCCGAUGUUUGUGUUUUCACAAAAAAUUACGUUAAACAGAAAUCCCAAAACUAAAAUUAAAUUUUCAAUUAUUUCUCACACACAAUUGUGUGUUCUUGUACGUAGUUAUGCAAGCGUAAUAAUAUAUGUUGCAAUUAAGUUAAGUUAAAAAUUAUGUAUGUUCGGAUAUAUGCAUUCUUUGUCUUUUUUUUUACUACUUUUGAUGUUUAAAAAAAGAAUUUUAAUGAGCUACCGCACAUACAAAUGAAAGGGUCUCUACUCUUUGGUAAAGUGAAAAUUCCUACGCUAUGCGGUUAAACGAUUUUAGGGCAACGAAAAUGUCUGCCGUCAAAUGUCAAAUGUUUUGUUUUAUGUAUAUGUAGAUAUAUAUAGCAAAAUAUUAAUGAACAGUCCAACGAGAGUGUAAAAUUCUAUCGAUGACAAAUGUAUGUACGCGCAGGAAUUAAAAUGCAAAUGAUCUUGGCGCUUGCCAACGACCUUUGUAUUUGUUUUUGAGUUGAAGGAUUUAUUCAACAGUAUAAAUAUAGUUGAUGGCAAUAUUUUUUCUUUCAUUUUAAAGUUUUAUGUGUUUUUGAGCAAAAGUAGUAGAUUUUUUUAUAAUAUAUAAAGUAUUUAAUUAAACAUCAUUUAUAUAAAUAUACAUAUGUACGUGCAUAUAUAUUUUACCCAAUAGUAAUGUACUAUAGUAAAACGAUAUACUCCUUUGAAAAUGCGAAAUCCCACGAAAUUAAAAACUACGAUUGCGGUUGCAGUACCAAAUAAACAUGACCUUUCUGAAUCGUUUUAGUUGUGCGUACGUUUUUUGCCCUUUUUAUGUAUUUCUCUUUAUAAGUCGAAACAAAUUAUUUUGUCGUUUGCAAACACGUGUUUAAAAAAAAAAUAACUCUUAAAAA
Molecule: messenger RNA, 5881 nt
Organism: Zeugodacus cucurbitae (melon fly)
Lineage: Eukaryota; Metazoa; Arthropoda; Insecta; Diptera; Tephritidae
Gene: Dp1
Product: vigilin
Exons: 7
Coding region: 276-4118 (1280 amino acids)
Cellular component (GO): cytoplasm; nucleus
Molecular function (GO): mRNA binding
Source: RefSeq, a predicted model, not a curated record